GACCCGGUCUCUAAGCAAAAAGGGCUGGAGGCAUAGCUCAGUGGGAAGUAAGGAAAAUGAAGUGAACUCCAGGAAUGGAGCAGGGAGCUCAGCGUCUCUGGAUGAGAAGUCUCCUUGCUUUCCCCGUUCGCUCUAGGGCGCAGCCCCAGACGUGCUGGCCCCCGGGAGCCUUGGGAUCCCCAAGCGUGGCGAGAACUGCGCGGCAGGGUUGUCCGAGGGCCGCGGCCCCUCGGCUGUGCACAGCUCCUAGCUGCUAGGUGCUCGGAGGCGGGACCCUGGAAGGCAGGGGCGCGGGGCCCACGUGGAAGCCUCCCCGGGGUGGGGGCGCCUUUCCCUGGAGCUGGAGCGCCCGGGGACUUGGCUAGAAGCGGCGACGGCCCUUUUAGUAGGGAUGCUCAGCAGUCGCGGUGGCGGGUCCACGUGGCUCGCUCUCGAGCUCACUGAGGAUUCUGCUGGUUCCGAAGGGCAGGGACAGGGAGGGGGCGGAGGUCUGGAGGCGGGCCCUGGAGCGGACCAGUCCUGGGAGGGGGCGGAGCCCUAGGGGCGGGACUGAGACCAGGAAGGGCGGGGCCUGGGAACACGCUAGUGCCGAGAGGGGCGGGGCCUCUUAAGGGCGGGCCCGGAGAGGGGCGGGGACAGACGCUCCGCCAGUCCUGGGUAAGGGGCGGGGCCUCCCAGCUCUCUGGCUGGGCUUCGGCCAACGCUAGCAGCUCAGGGAAGGGAGAGCGCAGAUCGUGGAGGGCGCAGAGCGGGUUUGAGCCUGCUGGAGAGGGACUUAGACACCGAGGGUCGCCUCCCGCCGCCGCGUCCAAGCCGGGCCAUGCAGCCCCGAGGUUGAGGGGCCGGAUGGCGACCAGGGCGCAUGGAGAACUUCCGUAAGGUGCGCUCGGAGGAGGGGCCCGAGGAGGGCAGCGCGGGCACGGGGCCCUUCGCUGACCUGGCGCCCGGCGCUGUGCAUAUGCGGGUCAAGGAGGGCAGCAAGAUCCGCAACCUGCUGGCCUUCGCCACUGCCAGCAUGGCGCAGCCGGCCACGCGCGCCAUCGUCUUCAGCGGCUGCGGCCGGGCCGCCACCAAGACCGUCACAUGCGCGGAGAUCCUGAAGCGCCGCCUGGCGGGGCUGCACCAGGUCACGCGGCUGCGCUACCGAAGCGUGCGCGAGGUGUGGCAGAGCCUGCCCCCGGACCCGGGCUGCCCACCCGCCAGCCUCAGUGUCCUCAAGAACGUGCCCGGCCUCGCCAUCCUGCUGUCCAAGGACGCGCUGGACCCGCGCCAGCCCGGCUACCAGCCCCCGGGCCCCCGCCCCGGCCCGCCGUCCUCUCCCGCCGCGCCGACGGCCAAGAGGGGCCCGGGGAACACCGCGGCUGGAGAGGGAGCCCCGAAGAGAUCUCAGCCCGAGCCGGGGGCUGGGGAAGAGGACCGCACGGCCUGAGCUACCUGGACCACCUGGGCCUCUGGAUCUUCAGCGCCUCCACCUUCAGACACACCUCCAACUUCCACGACUUGGUCCUUAAGCGCCCACAUCCUGGAAACAGCACCUCAGACCGGCAGCAUGAACCCCAAGGUUACCAGAGAGGGGGCCCAGGAGUGGCAGGACAGGAUCCUGACCAGCCAGGGAGGUUUGGUAGGAGGUUGUUCCCAAGAGACUGAGCUCCACCUUCAGCUUUACUGGACCAUCCUGAGACCUUCCUAGGGAACAGUGGGCCUUGUUUGGGACCAUGUGGGGCUUAAAGACACCUACCUUCUUGUUGGGGACCCGGACUCUGCAGCCUAGAAGAGCUCUUGGAAUCGCCCCCAGCAGGAACAGGAGUUCAUAGGCUGAGAAACUGACCCCUUGAGGCUAGAGGAAUCAGAUGUGGAGCCUGUCUGUGUUCUGCCCCCAACCCUGGGACCAGUUUUCUUUUUCUUUUCAUUGUUUUAACAUCCCCUUCCCCAAGUCGUCCUGGAGGGAGAGACCCAGGAUGGAACUUUCCCUACCUGAGCCCCACAGCUGGAGUCUUGCUUCCAAUAAAACAAAUGCAUAAAUCG
This is a messenger RNA of Heterocephalus glaber (naked mole-rat), 2025 nucleotides long. It is a transcript of the gene Rpp25, whose product is annotated as ribonuclease P/MRP subunit p25. Lineage: Eukaryota; Metazoa; Chordata; Mammalia; Rodentia; Bathyergidae. Gene Ontology annotation, biological process: tRNA 5'-leader removal. Gene Ontology annotation, molecular function: RNA binding. The record is from RefSeq and is a predicted model, not a curated record. Gene Ontology annotation, cellular component: ribonuclease MRP complex.